GUAAUAAAGCACUAUUUGAUUACACGCUACUAUCUGUCGUGGCUUCUCGAUAAUAGGAUGUUUAAGCGGUUAUCUGUGUGCGUGACAUUAUGGAGUCCAGUGAUUACAAAAACAAGUUUAAAACGUUGUUUGACAAACUUUUACAAAACGAGUUUGAACUAAGUGCUAAACAUUCUGAGGACUUGCUUAAAUAUCUGGAUGGCAGCCAAGACAAAUGUGUUGCGAAAAUUUUGGAGACCCCGUUCUUCGCAAAUUUGCUUAUUUAUGCAAUAAAAAAUAAAGAGUUCGCAUCCACAUCGGUGAAGAUAUUUUACUCGAAGCUCGUGAGAAACGUGUUGAGCAAUGAGGUGUUCUUCAACCGAUUUCAAGAGAUGCAGGGCUUCGAGUUGCUCCUGGAUCUCGGCCGCACAGAGUCUGCCGCCGCCGACACGCCCCCCGAGCUGCGGCUAGCCUCCGCCCAGCAGCCGCUGGGGUUGAUCAAUCACUACUCGGGCGUCAAGCACAUCGUUAAAAGUAAAAUCUACCAAUGCGCCUUGAGCUCUGUCUCACGACACAAAUCCCCAGGAAUUGCAGCAGUCAUAUAUGAAUUUAUUACGAAAUUAGUAUGGAAAUUAAACGAGUUUGAAGAAGAAGAAGAAUUGUUAGAAGUCCUAAAAUUCAUUGUAAAACCUAUAUUGGAAUGUUCACCGCCUAGCCCGACAACAGAAGCGGAAAGUGUCAUGGUCGGCUCGGAGUCUCUAUUGCAGUCCCUGCGUGCGUUAGUGCACAUAUUAGGAGAAGUGGAGCAUUUGUCGGAGCCUAAUAAUGUAGUGUCGAUGCUGUCGCAAGUGUUUUCCAUAGAGAGUAAACUGAAUAGAGCCCUGGAGGCGGCGCGGGAGCCGGAGCUGGCGCGCCUGCUGGCCGAGGCCACGCUGCGCUACUACUACGCCGCCAGCCGGCAGGUCGCGGCGCUGCGGCCCGACUCCGCGACCCGCGUCAACAAAGAGCUAUACAACGCCGUCAACAAAAUAACGUCUACAUUAAUAAAGAAGGGGCCUUUCUCGACCCUCCUAGAAUUCCUCUACCAAUGCCACGCCUUCUGGUACAAAGUGGAACAGGUCGGGGGACAGGUAACGUUCGAAAAAUUUGGAAAGAAGUUCAUAUUUGAAAAUUAUUUCAUACUCUUAAUUUUACUACCUUUAUUUCUUAAGCAAAAGUAUGGCGAAAGGUUAGUCCGCGAUCCUACGAUGGAGGAUGCGACAGAAAUAUUUCACAGCGAACUGGCCCAGAAAUUUCCCUACGAUAUCGUGAUCACGGCUUACGACAUGAGGGAUUUAGUAACAGAAUCGACGGGGAAUAAUGUAUCAUUGGCGUGCGCUCACUCGUUGCGGGAGCUGCUGCGGCUGAAGAGGCUGCUGAGCCGGCAGCAGGCGGGCAUGGUGUACCAGACGCUGUUCUACACGCUGAGCGAGUUCGUGCUGUCGGACGGCGCGGACCUGGUGCUGCUGGCCAACCCGCUGCGCACGCCCGACGACGUGCGCUUCCUCGCGCUGCUGCUCGACGCCGUCGCCAUGCUGCUCGACGAGCACCAGCUCAACUGGCACGACAGCCUGGAGAUCGUGGAGCUGCAGGCGGCACUCGUCAAUCUGAUAAAGCAGGACAUCCUGCCCCCAGAGCUGCUGGUGCAAGCGCUGGAGCUGCUGCGGCGGUGCGUGUGCAAGCUGCUGUCGCCGGAGCUGGCGCUGCUGAUGCAGCCGCAGCGCGGGGGCUCGCUGAGCGAGGCGGCGGGCGCGGCGCGCCGCCUGCUGCAGCGCCCGCACGGCGGCACAAGGCUCGCCUCGCUGCACUUGAUCCUGAGCUUCAUGGAGGUUGCUUACGUCAAGUUCAUGCCGCUCCGCGCCCUGAUCUCGGCGCACGGGCUGCUGUGCGGCGCCGCGCAGUGCGCCACCAAGGACCCGGACGCGCGCGCGCAGGCCGCGGCGCUGCGCUGCCUCAUGGCCGCGGCGGGCCUAGAGGACUUGUGGACCGAGAUGCUCGCACAUUGCAAGAAUUUAUAUGAGCAACUGGUAAGCAUAUUGCGGCACAACCCCGACGGAGAAGUGCGUAAAGAGGCAGCCAAUGUACUGACCCACGUGUACAUCAACCGCCGGGUCAACCAGGCCUUCACGAGCCGCGUGUCCAGGGCCAUGGCCCGGGCGGCCACAGAAGACCCCUACUGGCCAGUUCAAAUGGCAGCGCUCAACUUCUGGAAGCAACUGAUGAAGACACAAUGCACAGACAAAGGAAUGAUCGACGGCGUUUUCCCCGCUGUCACCUUCAGCAAGGAAAAGAGGAAGAUCAUAGUUUUGAACGACAAAGAAAUACAUAAACAACUAGAAAUCAUCAUGGACAAUCUGUCGAAGACGGGCUGCUUGGCUGUGUUGGUUAAAUGUAUGAAUUCGAGCAACAGAGAAGUGAUGGAAAAGGCAUAUAAAUUGAAUAGUCGAGUAGUAGACGCUUUAGAUCUUUAUAAAUUUAGACACGACCCGAGGGUUACGGACAGUCCUAGUCCUACUUCUCCUGAAGCGACGAAAAACCGGUCGAUGAAGGCAGACAUAGGGACUUUGAUAGAUGAAUUGGUAGCGUUGUGA
Leguminivora glycinivorella is the source of this 2609-nucleotide messenger RNA. RefSeq lists its product as uncharacterized. Gene Ontology annotation, biological process: positive regulation of protein phosphorylation; DNA damage response; cell population proliferation. Lineage: Eukaryota; Metazoa; Arthropoda; Insecta; Lepidoptera; Tortricidae. Gene Ontology annotation, cellular component: nucleus. The record is from RefSeq and is a predicted model, not a curated record. The transcript is spliced from 5 exons. Bases 90 to 2609 code for a protein of 839 amino acids.